This is a messenger RNA of Arachis stenosperma, 1897 nucleotides long. Its product is annotated as DUF21 domain-containing protein At1g47330-like. The record is from RefSeq and is a predicted model, not a curated record. Gene Ontology annotation, biological process: magnesium ion homeostasis. The transcript is spliced from 12 exons. Gene Ontology annotation, cellular component: intracellular membrane-bounded organelle. NCBI's taxonomy places the organism in Eukaryota, Viridiplantae, Streptophyta, Magnoliopsida, Fabales, Fabaceae. The coding region runs from base 219 to 1670 and encodes 483 amino acids.
UAGUAAUAGUGAAGCAAAUUAAACCGAGUUGGGGGAAGAAAUGUUCGCAAUUGAAUUGCAAGUUGCCAUUUCACACCGUAACUAACAAACACAUUGAAAUUUAACAAAGCAAAAGCCCCGUCAGUCCGUCACUCCCCACCCGAAACAGAGAAAGAAAAGAGAGUGUGUGUGUGUGUGUGUGUCGGGGAAAGAGAAAGAAACAAAGAAAGAAAAAAAAAAUGGCGGAGGUGGCGUGCUGUGGAACAAAGUUCUCGCUUUACGUGCUUGUAAUCAUAGGUUUGGUUUGCUUCGCGGGUCUUAUGGCGGGUCUCACUUUGGGACUCAUGUCUUUGGGAAUCGUCGACCUCGAAGUUCUCAUCAAGUCUGGUCGCCCUCAGGACCGCAUCCAUGCCUCUAAAAUUUUCCCGGUGGUUAAGAAUCAGCAUCUUUUGCUUUGCACGCUUUUGAUUGGGAACUCUUUAGCUAUGGAGACUCUUCCCAUUUUUCUUGAUGCACUUGUGCCUUCCUGGGCAGCAAUCGUUAUUUCGGUCACACUCAUCCUUAUGUUUGGAGAGAUAUUGCCACAAGCAGUGUGUACUCGAUAUGGAUUGACAGUUGGUGCAACAUUGGCCCCGCUUGUUCGUGUUCUCCUUCUAGUGUUCUUCCCAAUCUCGUAUCCAAUCAGCAAGGUUCUUGAUUGGAUGUUGGGUAAAGGACAUGCUGCCCUUUUGAAGAGGGCAGAGCUCAAAACUUUUGUGAAUUUUCAUGGGAAUGAGGCUGGUAAAGGAGGAGAUUUAACACAUGAUGAGACAACCAUCAUUACUGGUGCACUUGACUUGACUGAAAAGACUGCAAAAGAUGCUAUGACUCCCAUAUCAAAGGCAUUUUCCCUUGAUCUGGAUGCAACUCUAAAUUUGGAGACACUGAAUGCGAUAAUGUCCAUGGGUCAUAGUAGAGUUCCAGUUUAUUCAGGAGAGAAAACAAAUAUUAUUGGACUUGUUCUGGUAAAGAAUCUUUUUAUGGUUGAUUCAAAGGCUGCAGUUCCUUUAAGAAAAAUGAUCAUCAGAAAAAUUCCACGUGUUUCAGAGAAUAUGCCUCUGUAUGAUAUAUUGAACGAGUUUCAAAAGGGUCACAGUCAUAUUGCAGUUGUGUAUAGGGAUCUAAAUAAUACAACAGAAGCACUCAGAAAAGUCAAAGGUGGCGAUCAACAUGAGGUCAAAGACAGCUGCAGGAAGAAGGGAGAAAAGGCAUCCUCGGAUAAAGGUGGAUCGGAGUCAAAUGAUGGGUCACCACAGGUGAAGAAAAGUCCACCAGCAACUCCUGCUUUUAAAAAGCGACAUAGAGGUUGUUCGUAUUGCAUCAUGGACAUUGAUAAUUCCCCGCUGCCGGUGUUUCCACCAAAUGAAGUAGUUGUUGGUGUUAUUACAAUGGAGGAUGUCAUUGAAGAGCUUCUUCAGGAGGAGAUUUUAGAUGAAACUGAUGAAUAUGUCAAUAUCCACAACAAGAUAAAAAUUAACAUGAAUGCAUCUAACUCUAAGGACAAGGCUCCUGAUGCAAAUAUGGAGCAACCUUCUUCUGUAGCUGUUCAAGGGCACACACCAACGAACUCACUUUCGACAGCUACAUCUGUAACGGGCUCACCAACCACCAUUGAUCAAAUCUCUGAAAGUGAGUCACUCAGGAAUCAAUGAUGUAUCAAUGAAGAUGAACAGGAUAAUAACAUAGGUAUGUGUUGAAAAGGCAGAGUAGCAGUAUAGUUCCUUGUAAAAACUGUAAGGCAUUAUGUUAGUAUACAUAUAAAGAAAGGAACACCACCACCAACUAUAUAUAUGAUGUACCUGAAUACUAAACAUUUAUGAAUGCUUUGUUAAAAUUUGUACCAGAUUCAGCAAUAAAAUACUUGUUUGAAUUUGAGCAA